Hyaena hyaena (striped hyena) is the source of this 4146-nucleotide messenger RNA. RefSeq names its product mucin-16-like. Lineage: Eukaryota; Metazoa; Chordata; Mammalia; Carnivora; Hyaenidae. The transcript is spliced from 4 exons. The record is from RefSeq and is a predicted model, not a curated record. Bases 1 to 4146 code for a protein of 1381 amino acids.
AUGACGGACAAGGCAGACAAGAGAAACAGCCUUGAGAAAAGGCUCGGGGGCUGGAGAGUACAGACAGCAUUUGGGAGCCGGGAGUGGUUAAGGACUCACGGAGUGACAGCACCACAUGUGAAUGGGAAGGUGCAGGAAUGCCACUGGCACUUCCUUUUCCCAUUCCAGAACCAUUUACCCCAGGCAGAGACAUUUCCCUCCCUUUUCUCAUGUGGAGAAAAAAUACACUAUUGCCAGUCCAGUAAGUGGGAAUUAUUUUGUCGAAACCAUGUGUCCAUGCCCCCAUUGACAGGACUAACAACAGAGUGGACAGAAAGAGAAGAGGCCACAGCUCUGAAGACAACCUCUACAGCAACCCCGACCUCUCCUGUCUCUACUCGCACUCCGGGAACGCCGCCUCUCCUCGGGACAUCAGGUAAAACGGCCAGCACAAGCACAAGGGGACUGAGCAUUUCAACCCCAGAUACUUCCUCUGAUGUUCUAGAGAUGACAGCCUCCUUGGCCAUCGUACCUGAAGCAGAGACCAGCACAGAGGCUCCCCAGACAACCCCAUCUGUUUUCAAUAGAGGCUCAGAGAUGACACCCUCACUGGUCCCUAGUUCCGAGGCAGAGAACAGUCCAGCUCUUUCCCUUGGUGAGCCGGACACCACAACCUCACAGGCCACUCAGUCUUCAGAGACCAGCUCAGCUGGUUCCAGGGCAACCUUGAGUGUUUCCCGCAGUGAAUCAGACAGCACGCCCCCAACGGCCACUGGUUCUGGGGAAGAAGUCAGUUUAGCAGUUCCAACUCCGACAGUCUUUCCUGGCAUACCGGAAACGGCAACCUCACUGGUAACUAGUCCUGGGGCAGAGAUGAGUACAGUUAUUCCAACUCUGACUGAUUCCCAAGACGGACCGGAGACCACCCCCUCAUGGGUCAUCCAGCCUGGGGCACAGAGCAGUUCAUCUAUUCCAAUUCCAAGCGUCUUCCCUGGCGAGCCAGGGCUGGUGACCUCAGCGGAUGCUAGUUCUGGAGCAGACACCAGCCCAGCUGAUCGAACUCUGACUGUUUCCCCUGGUGAGCCAGAUGCAACAGCCUCGUUGGUUACCCAUCCUGAGGCACAGACCAGUUCAGCCAUUCCAACUCCAGCCAUCUCCCCUGGUGUAUCAGGGGUGGAAAGCUCACCACUUACCAGCUCUGGGGCAGAGACCAACACAGCUUUUACAACUCUGACUGAUUCCUCACAUGAACCAGAGGCAACAACCUUGCAGGUCACCCCUCCUGGGACAGGAGCUAUUUCCACUGUUGCAACUUCUACUGUUUCCCCUGGUGAGCCAGUUACAACAGUCUCAUGGGUUCACUCCACAGAGAAUAGCACCCCUGUUUCCAGAACAACUCCAAAUUUUUCCCAAAGUGAAUUAGACACCAUACCCGUGAUGGCCACUACUCCUGGGGUAGAAGCCGGUUCACCCACUCCAACAAUGACUGUCUCAUCUGCUGUACCAGCUGCAGUGACCUCACAGGCCAUUAGUUCUGGGACAGAUACCAGGACAACCUUUUCUACUCUGAUUGAAUCCCUGCAUGAAUCAGACACAACGGUCUCCUUGGUCACCCAUCCUGCAGUGUCCAGCCUGGUGGUUCCCAGGACAACCUCUAGUGUUUCCCACAGUGAAUCAUACAGCACACCCUCAACAGCUACCAGCUUUGAGACAGAAGCCAGCUCAGCUGUUCCAAGUACACCUGUCUCCCCUGAUGUACCAGAUAUGGUGACCUCACAGGCCACUAUUUCUGGGACAGAUGCCAGUAUGGUUAUUUCACCUCCAACUCUUUCUCCUGGUGAACCAGCAAACACAGUCUCAUGGGUUAAUCAUUCUGGAGCACAGACUGGUUCUUCCAUCCCAACUCCAACCGUCUCCCCUGGUGUAUCAGGAGUGGGGACCUCACUGGUUACUAAUUCUGGGGCAGAGACUGGUACAACUUUUUCAACUCAGACUGAUCACUCACAUGAAUCAGAGACAGCCUUAUGGGUCACCCAUUCCUCAGAGACCAGCACACCUGUUUCCAGAAUAACUCCAAAUUUCUCCCAUAGUGAAUCAGAUACCACACUCUCCACGGCCACCCCUCCAGGGGCAGAAGUCAGUUCACUGUCAGCGACAACUAUCUCACCAGGCAUAUCAGAGUUGCCGACCUUAACAGUUACCAGUUCUGGGGUAGACACCAAUACAACUUUUUCAACUCUGGCUGAUUCUCUGCAUGAACUGGAGACCACAGCCUCAUGGGUCACCCAUCCUGCAGAGACCAGCUCAACUAUUCCUAAGUCGACACCCGAUUUUUCCCACGGAGAAUCAGAUACCACAUAUUUGAUAGCUACCAGUUCUGGGGCACAGACAAGUUCAGCCAUUCCAACUGCGACUGUCUCCGCUGGUAUACCAGGGGUAGAAAUCUCACUGGCCACAAGCUCUGGGCCAGAGACAAGUACAACUUUUACAGCUCUGACUGUUUCUCCAGGUCAACUGGAGACCACAAGCUCGUGGGUCCCCCACUCUGAGACAGAAGCCAGUUCAGCUGUUCCAACUGUUCCUACUUCCCCUGGGGAGCCAGACACAGUAGUCCCAUUGAUCACCCAUCCUCCAGAGACCAGCCCAACAGUUUCCAGGAUGACCCCCAGUGUUUCCCAUAGUGAAUUAUAUACCACUCACUCAAUGGCCGCCAGCCAUGGGGCAGAAACCAGUUCAGUUGUCUCCCCCCGUGUACCAGAUAUGGUGACCUCACAGAUCACGGAUUCUGAGAAUGAUGCCAGUAUGGUUAAUCCAACUCUGAAUAUUUCUCCUGGCGAGCCAGUGACCACAGCCUCAACAAUCACUUAUUCUGAGGUCCAGACCAGCUCAGCUGCAACUGCCUCCUCUACUGUGUCAGAGCUUGUGACCUCGCUGGUCACCAGUUCUGGGAUAGAAGACAGUACAACGUUUACGACUCUGACUGAUUCCCCACAAAAGGCAGAGGCAAUGACCUCAUGGGUCACCCAUUCUGGGGCAGAAACUAGUUCAGCUGUUCCAACUCUGACUGUUUCCCCUGGGGAGCCAGAUACAGCAGUCUCACUGGUCAUUCAUUCUACGGAGACCAGCUCAACUGUCCUCAAAACAACUCCAGUUUUUCCCAAAGGUGAACCAGACACCGCACACUCAAUAGCCACCAGCAGUGGGGUGGAAACCAGUUCAGUGGCUCCAACUCCAACUGUCCCCCUUGGUGUACCAGAUAUGGUGACCUCCUACGUUCCUACUUCUGAGACAGAUGCCAAUAUGACUCUUCCAAGUCUGACUCUUUCUCCCGGUGAACCAGGAACCACAGCCUUAUUGGUCACCCACCCCAGUGCAAAGACAAGUACACAUUUUCCUGGUUCAAUUCAGACUGUUUCCCUCAGUCCACCAGAAACAACACCCUUCACCACACCCAUGACCGAGAGCGGCAGAGUUGAUCUGGGUCCAGUGGUCUCACCUGGUGUUCCUGUAGAAACAGCCUCACUCUCCACCCAUCUUGGCACAGACAUCAGCACAACUAUUUCAAUGUCAACUCCUUCCCCUGUGUUAUUGGGGACCACAGGCUUGUCAGCCACCAGCCCUGCUUCAGAGGCCAGCACAGGUGGCCCAACUUUGACUGCUAGUGUUCUUGGGCCUGUCAGUACCCCUGCAGCCACUGGGGAGUCUCAUACCUUCACUUCCUGGAGCACAGAACCCUCACCACCUGUGACCUCAGUUGGACUCCUGGAAUUGUCCAAGACUGUCACAGGGCACACUGUGACCUUGAUAGCGUCAGAGACCCCAACACCACCUAAAACCAGUCACGGAGAAGGAUUGAGUCCAACUGCUACCCUGAAAACCACAACUCUUGAGGCCACAAAUUUAGCUGCCACAGGUUCAGGCCCCAUCAUGGCGGAGACCACAACCACCUUCAAUACACCUGUGGGAAGUCCCUUUGCCCCUGAGACCUCACCUGGGAUGUCCACCUUGACCUCUCUGAGUGUGACUUCAGAAACAACCGCAGCCCCUGACUUGAUGCCUUUUACUGUCAAUGUCACCAUCACCAACCUGCGCUACACAGAGGACAUGGGGAACUCGGGCUCUGAGAUAUUCAAUGCCACUGAGAGAGACCUGCAACACCUGGGCUGA